AUGGCAUCUGACCUUAUUCCGACGAUCACAAUAAGCAGCCCGGAGAGCAGCCCCUUUAACGAUGAAACUGACUGGGAGGCACAAUGGCAAACCGAGAACAAACACAUGUAUCAACCCGGAGGAUUUCAUCCAGUCAUCAUCGGCGAUAUUCUCAACGACCGCUACGUGAUCGAAAAUAAGCUCGGCCACGGUGGUUUUUCGACGGUUUGGGUUGCUGUCGAUACACUUCACCAGGAUAGACUCAUCGCUCUAAAGAUUUCCUAUGAUGUCUCGCAGCAAGGUCAACAUACUACCACCGAAACCCCAAUGGAUCGAGAGGCUGAGUUUCUUCGCCGCUUGGGCUCCAGCCAUCAACAUCCACAGCGGUCUAGUGAAGUGUUGUACUUCCCGCUCCUGUUCGACGCGUUCACCAUCCAUGGCCCAAACGGGGUCCACCGCUGCAUAUGGCAGCGGCUCUCAGUACCCACGGCGAAAAACGUGGUCGUUAGCAUAGCGCGCGCGGUAGCGGAGCUGCACAGGCAUAGUAUCGUUCAUGCGGAUCUGCACCCAGGCAACAUCCUCAUGGUCGUACCGGGCAUGGAAUCCUGGACGGUCACCGAGUUUCGUCGCCAUAUGGGCAUGCCGAUGAAGCGGUUCAUGAGCGACGAGAGCCCUUGGUUUAAGUGGCUGCCGUCUCCGAGCCCACACGUGCCGGAAUACCUCGUAGUGGACGCACCUCUCCCUUUUCUGGGGGCGCUCUGCCGCAACUCUGGCGCUAUCAAAAUAACGGACUUCGGCAUGGCGUUCGACUUCCGCAAGGACGGGACAGAAUUAGGCGAGCUAGAGAGAAGAAGGACUACAGUCUGCCGUGCUGGCGAAUUGAGAACGGAUACCUUACAGGGCCGGGAAUGGACUGGGACACUAGGACACUGCUAG
Messenger RNA from Tricharina praecox, 915 nucleotides. Its product is annotated as kinase-like domain-containing protein. The record is from RefSeq and is a predicted model, not a curated record. The transcript has 3 exons. Gene Ontology annotation, molecular function: ATP binding; protein kinase activity. Lineage: Eukaryota; Fungi; Ascomycota; Pezizomycetes; Pezizales; Pyronemataceae. The coding region runs from base 1 to 915 and encodes 304 amino acids. Gene Ontology annotation, biological process: regulation of mRNA processing; spliceosomal complex assembly; protein phosphorylation.